Molecule: messenger RNA, 1615 nt
Organism: Labrus bergylta (ballan wrasse)
Lineage: Eukaryota; Metazoa; Chordata; Actinopteri; Labriformes; Labridae
Source: RefSeq, a predicted model, not a curated record
UUCCUGUAUUUAUCUGAAGUCUCUCUGUGGAAUAAGUGAAAAGAGUUUUAGCAGCACGCCUGAACGAGUGUCUUCGUCUUCUGUAAGGCAGUUAAUCUUUGAUAAGCAUCAUGGGAUCCAGUGAGAGCAAGCCAGCUGUGUCUGCACCAGUAAAACCAGAACCAGCUGUUAAAAACAGAGUCUUACAACUGGAUCCUCGUUCCCCUUCAACAGGAAUUGAUCGUACACCCAUUCAGGUUUGUGGGCCUGUGUCCAAAGCUGUUGCUGAGGUUAAAAGUGAGUGUCCACUGGCGUUCACCGAUCCCCGCUCACCUUCUGUUGGAGUUUCCCGCACCCCUGUCAGAGAAGUCAUGCGAGUGACAGUUGGGUCCUUUGCUCGCCGCCUGGGCAUUUUUUUACAUAAUGAGACUGAAGGUACCGUCCCUCAGAAGUGCUUCAGUGAGUCUGUGGAGGAGGAGGAGGAGGUGGAGAGUGAAGAGCUGGUUUCAACUGAUCCCCUUUUGUCCCCUAAACCCUCCCUUGUCUUCAGCUAUCUGGCUGAACAUGCUAACCUUCUGGCCACUCCUCAAAUGUCUGUUCCCCAAAGUGCCGAUGAGUCCACUCCCUUUGUGCAUCUACAUGAGCCCCAGGACGAGGUGGAGGUAGAAACUGAGGCAGACUUUAGCCUGGAGGAGGCUGAAGAAGCAAAAGAGUCUCCUCUUCACAAGAGACUGAGCAUGAGCCUGAUAACUUGCCACGAGGGAGCAACUUCAUCCCAGGUCUUUGCUGAGGUGCAUCGUGAUGGUGCUUCACCUCCAGCUCAGAUUGAGAAGGUGGAGCCACUUGGGGAUGGUGUGGAUCAUUCAUAUGUUCUUCGUUCAGUCACUGUUGAACCAGAGUCUCUAGUUGAGUCUUCCCUACCCACUUGUUCCCAAGAGUGCCCAGCUGAAGUCUCCUCUGAGAAGUCAGAAAAGCAAGCAGAGCAAUUGCCAGCUUCUGAGGAAACAAAGGAAAUUGUUGAAUCUUCUUUGCCUUCUGCGUCCGCCCCACCAGAGCCACCAACUGCUACCCACCCAGAGCAGCCACAGCUCUCUACCGGCAUCCGCUGCCCCACCUUUGACUCAAAAAGCCCAAGUCAGGCUGUGUUCAAGCCGCAGUGGUUAGGAAAAGGUUUUGGAGCCACUGGGCUAAGAGCUAGAGGACCACAGGGUGGAAAAAGUGGCUCUUCUCCUCUUGCUGUCCGUGUGGCCGUGAAAAAUAUAACCAACGAAAACAAGCGACAGUCUGGAAAACUGAAGAAGAACGGUACUGAAGGCCGUUCCCCGCUGCAGAUCCUGAAGACGACCAACUCGCCCAGGGAUCAACAGCCUCAGAUGACGCUGAAGGUGUCCACCCCAGAUAAGCAGAGGCUUGGACAGGUGGACCGCAGAGUGUUGGCAGCGUGUUUGAAUAAGGAGAAUCGAUGAUUCACUGUAACACUGUGUACAAGAUUCCAGCCACUUUCUGCUUUCCUAUUUCUUUACUCAGGCUUUUAUGUGUACAGCUCUCUUAAAUAGUUUGUUCUGUAUAUAUAACUUCCAGUUUUCUAUCCUGUUUUAUCUCCUUGUAAAUACAAAUAAAAAUUAUUUGCAUUAAA